UUUGGCAUGGUUUUUGCUUACUUUGCAAAGCCAUGUAGAAAAACUUCUUAAGGUUAGUUUUAAAAAGGCACUUGUUUGAUUCUUGUGGGCCAGCUCUUUGCUCCAGCCUGCUGUUGAACACCUGGUAGCUAACCUGGGGCUGAAUUCAAUGAGGUGACCAUUACAGAAUGGCUCAUUGGUGCUAAGUAGACCUGAAGGAUGAUAGGCUUGAUCUUGGCCCGAGCAUUCAUAUUGUCAUACUGGUGCUGUCCAUUGAAGAUCAGUAUGUUACCCUCAUCUCCUGGAAAUUAGCAGUAUUAGCAGACCUAGGGUCUGCAAAUCUAAACAACUGUGUUGUACUAAAUUAGAAUUGCUCUUCUGGGAACCAGUAACCUCAGCAUUUGUCUUAACUGUUAGGUUUCAGUAUGGAAGACAUCAUAUCUGACAUUAAUCAGGUUUAGGUUUUUAUGUUUUCUGCUAAAGUUGCUAAAACCUGAUAUUUUACUUUUGCAGGUCAUCUUUUAAAUGUUGCCUAUGUAAAUUAACACGUCCCCUGUUAUGUCAUAACAACCAUGUAAGGGAGAGUGUUUUCCUGCUCUGUCUUAGGUAUUGGUGAUGUGACCUGUUCAUGCAGGGGAAACUUGAACAUUCACAGGUGCACCCGAGGCUCCCAUCCUGGCAGAACCCAGGAGCUGUUUACUGCAGUACAGUUGUGCCCUCUGAUGAUGUGACAGUGGUUUAUCAAAAUGGGUUACCGGUGAUAUCUGUACGGCUACCAUCUCGGCGUGAACGUUGCCAGUUCACUCUCAAACCUAUCUCUGACUCUGUUGGUGUAUUUUUACGACAACUACAGGAAGAGGAUCGGGGAAUUGACAGAGUGGCAAUCUAUUCUCCAGAUGGUGUUCGAGUAGCUGCCUCCACGGGGAUAGAUCUCCUCCUCCUCGAUGACUUUAAGCUGGUCAUUAAUGAUGUAACGUAUCAUGUACGGCCCCCAAAAAGAGACCUUUUAAGCCAUGAAAAUGCAGCAACACUGAAUGACGUGAAGACACUGGUCCAGCAGCUCUAUACCACACUAUGCAUCGAGCAGCACCAGUUAAACAAGGAAAGGGAGCUUAUCGAGAGACUAGAGGUCCUCAAAGAGCAGCUUGCUCCCCUGGAGAAGGUACGAAUUGAGAUUAGCAGAAAAGCUGAAAAGAGAACUACUUUGGUGCUAUGGGGUGGUCUUGCCUACAUGGCCACACAGUUUGGCAUCUUGGCCCGGCUGACCUGGUGGGAAUAUUCCUGGGACAUCAUGGAACCAGUCACCUACUUCAUCACCUAUGGAAGUGCCAUGGCAAUGUAUGCAUAUUUUGUAAUGACUCGCCAGGAAUAUGUUUAUCCAGAAGCCAGAGACAGACAGUACUUACUAUUUUUCCAUAAAGGAGCCAAAAAAUCACGUUUUGACCUAGAGAAAUACAACCAACUCAAGGAUGCAAUUGCUCAGGCAGAAAUGGACCUUAAGAGACUGAGAGACCCAUUACAAGUUCAUCUGCCCCUCCGACAGAUUGGUGAGAAAGACUGAUCUACAAAGAGCCUGUGGAUCCCGGUGGAAAGAACGCCUGUUUAUAACUCUCGCCUUUUUAAUUAAAGCAUUGCAGGUGGACGCUGGGAGCCAUGUGGGGGUAGAGGGUUUUUACCUUUAAUUAUAAAACAAACACAAAGGGAUCUUAGGAAAGAGAGCAUCAAGCAUUGUAGAAUGUAAGCUCCAAGGGCUUAGUGAAUCCUGUCUUAAUCAAGCACCCCAGUGUCUGGAUAAAAUGAUGCAGUUACAUAGCUGACACUAAAGAGAAAAGCUGCUGGGCUGUUCACCUGCAUCUCCUUCAUGGAGUCAGUAAAACAGUCACACACCAGCACCCUACUCAGCUCUAUUGUUUUUAAUUUACCAUUUCUUAUUUUUGACAUAGGAGUAAAUGAAUAUAUCAGAAAAGGAAAUCCUCAUAAAUGUAGAUGGCAAACAGAGUCUAUGCCCAUGUAAUUCACAUUUGUUUUUUAGUUGGACCCAGUCUCUGAAAAGUUGCCAGGAAUGUCUUCCUCCCCUCUACCCCACAAUCCCUUUUCUGACCUCUGUCCUGUCUGUCUCACUAACUUUAUCCAAAUGAUUACUGAAACCAAUUUAUGACUGUUUGAUUAUUGAUACUUAGAUUGUCCCCAAUACCUUCCUAGAUGUCUGCAUAUCCCAAUGCUCUAAAUCAGUUUCUAGAAAUCAUUGGCAAUAAUGAAUUAAUCUUUCAGAAGAGGAGAGACUUCCCCUUUCUGCGCCUAUCCCAUUGAUACUCCCCUCUCCCUGCACAACUCAGACCAGAGGGUGUGUGUUCAGCUGUAUUACCAAAUCAGGAAGAUGUAAGGUUUACAAACCAGCUAAAAAUCAUGACUCAGUAGCCACUUCAGAACGAGAAUGAUCUCAUUGCUGUUUAUCUGCUGGUGACAGCAUUGCAGGCUCCCAGAUGGCACUGCCAUGUCUGGAAGCUUAGCCAAUGCAGGGAUACACUUCCCCACCGCAGCUCCCUCAGGAGCCUCCCCACCCCACUGCAGGCCAUAAACAGGGUGUGGAUUUCCAAGGGUGCCACUUAUCUUUACACAGGAAUACGUUUCUAUGGCUUCCUCUAGCCUGCCUUCUUCAUCCUGGCUUUUUCUUAUCUUCAGAGAAAGAAGAAUUAAUCUUGUAUUCUAUCAAAACGUUUUCUAGCAGAUUUCCAGAUGGCAUCUGCACUUGGAGAAUCAAAGGAAUCUGUGUGUCACAUCCUGUUUUUAAGAGUUCUGGGGGCAGGAUGAAGACAUCACAGGGCCUGCUACCAGGCGGAUUGGCCCUUUUCUUUCACAUGAUUCAUCCCUCCUCAUGGGGAAAGGCUUUCCUUUUCUUCAUUUGGGGUCAGUGUGUGUGACAGAAACUUGAAGUGACAAGCCCAGACUCCAGGUGCCUUGAAGAGUUGAAGGCCAGCCAGGACUGCGCCGCUCCCGCACCCCUUCACUGGCAUGACAGAAUGAAAGGAUGCAUGUCCCCACUCCCGCCCACCUCCCACUUCCUUCCUGUCCUCCAGCCCCCUCCUCGGUAUUUCUGUCGUGCCGAUUAUUUUUAAACCAUUAUCCUGUUUGUGCACAGGAAUUUGAAGAAACAGCACAGUGCAAUGAGCAAAUCCUUCGGGGGGUGUGGGAGGAAGGGAGGGAGGACGUGGAGAAAAGUCCUUACAAAUAGCAAAAUAUUGAACAUGUGUACAAUCCUGUAUCAUUUAUGAAAUAUGUAUAAAAAGCAAUGUACCUUCUGGAACAAUAAAUACCUAUUCAAUUUUUGAA
Perognathus longimembris pacificus (Pacific pocket mouse) is the source of this 3309-nucleotide messenger RNA. It is a transcript of the gene Mcu, whose product is annotated as mitochondrial calcium uniporter. Gene Ontology annotation, cellular component: mitochondrial inner membrane; uniplex complex. Bases 608 to 1540 code for a protein of 310 amino acids. The transcript is spliced from 8 exons. The record is from RefSeq and is a predicted model, not a curated record. Gene Ontology annotation, biological process: calcium import into the mitochondrion; mitochondrial calcium ion homeostasis. Lineage: Eukaryota; Metazoa; Chordata; Mammalia; Rodentia; Heteromyidae. Gene Ontology annotation, molecular function: uniporter activity; calcium channel activity.